Messenger RNA from Physella acuta, 2366 nucleotides. RefSeq names its product F-box only protein 9. Gene Ontology annotation, molecular function: protein binding. NCBI's taxonomy places the organism in Eukaryota, Metazoa, Mollusca, Gastropoda, Physidae. Gene Ontology annotation, biological process: SCF-dependent proteasomal ubiquitin-dependent protein catabolic process. The record is from RefSeq and is a predicted model, not a curated record. Gene Ontology annotation, cellular component: SCF ubiquitin ligase complex; cytoplasm.
UCUAGAUCUAGGUAAAAUGGCAGCCGAAAGACGAGCCAGAAUGUAUUUUGGUUUAGUCGUUUGUUUUUCUUUCAGAGAACUAACAGUUUGAACUUUACAUUGUGCAUCAAGUAUAAUGGAUUUUAGUACUUCUCUAAAGGACCACCAAGAGGAAGACAAAGCUCUCAACACCACUUUAGAAAGUGAAAAUGAUGUAGACCCAGCAGAGCUUGGUACUGAUGAGGAGAUUGAUUCUCUCUUCAGUAACAAUGGGGUAGCUGAUGAAAGCAAAGAAGGCAUCAGUAAUCAAAAUGGGAGGAAUAGUAAUGUGAAUGAUCAGCUAGAAGUUUUCCGCCAGCAAUGGCAAAAUGAACUUCAGAAAAGACCUGAAAGUGGAAGUCAAGGUCAGAGUCCCAGGAGCAGCCACAGUGAAAUAAAUGUAGCCAGCAACAAAACCAAACAAGCAACAGAUCUGGAGAAUGAGGCUCGAGCUUAUUUUAUGCAAGGCAUGCAAGCUGAAGAUGAUGGCAUGCUAAAUGAAGCCAUCUACUAUUAUAGAAAAGCUUUGCAGCUGGUGCCAGAUAUAGAGUCUAGAUUAGGCUCAGUCUUCACUAAAGUUCCUAGGGACAGAGUGCGCAUAGAUAGUGAAAGUUCUGUUGAAGGGAGGUAUAACUUUAAUUUUAAUAAUAUUAAAAUUCAUUUCUGCAAAAUUUUCACCCUUGAACACUUAACAGUUAUUGAAUUAUCAUCAAACAUACUUUUAAACUAUACUAUUUUGUGUAUGUUUAGUGAGAUUGAAGAAGACCUGCUUUCUCAUUUUGAACAACUGAGACUAAAAGAUGAUGCAUUGUGUCAGCCUGAUUAUGAGCAAAGGAUGACCCACAUUUCUUGUUUGCCUAUUGAAUUGAUCAGCUAUAUCCUACAGUGGGUUGUGUCUAAUGAUUUGGAUUUUAGAUCUUUAGAGAUGUUUUCAAUGGUUUGCAGAGGUUUUUAUGUGUGUGCAAGGGAUGAAAGAGUGUGGAAAAAGGCUUGUGAGAAAGUUUGGGGAAUAAAUGUCGGGAGUUUAAAGAAAUAUGGUGGAUCAUGGAGAAGGAUGUUGAUUGAGAGGCCACAUUUACUCUUUGAUGGAUGCUACAUCAGUAAAGUAACAUAUGUAAGACAAGGUGAGGAAAGCAUGGAUAGUUUCUACCGUCCAUUUCAUUUGGUUGAGUACUUCCGUUAUGUCAGAUUUUUCCCUGAUGGUCAGCUGUUGAUGCUUGUGACACCUGAAGAUCCGUUGCAAUCGCUGCAAAAGUUGAGAUACAAAAACUCUAAAACUCCUGGCAUUCUGAAAGGAGUUUACAAGCUCACUGAUCAUAAGGUGGCUUGUAUUCUAAAACGUGUCAAAACAGAAUCAACAAUGAACAACAGGUACAAGCGCCACAGACAAGCAGCCAAUCAAAAUGAAAUAGAGAUGACUUAUACUGUGGAAUUUGAUGUUGUUUCUUGUGGCAGAAAGCCCAAUGCCCAGCUUGUCUGGUGUAAUUAUGCAGUUACCUCAGUUCAGAAACUGACCGGUGAAGAAAAUAUUAGCAACUUUGAUCUGAAUAAACGCUCAUUCCCGCCCUUAAUCUUCUCUCGUGUGAGGAGCUACACCGCAGCGUCUUCAGAGCCUUUGGUUUAACUGUGUUUUAGAUUAUUUCUGUUUGACCAGCUUGGCUGGUUUUCUGGUUGUUGUUUGUGUUUUACAUCAAAAUACUUUACAUUGUUAUAUUUGGGCAUGAGGUGUUUUUUUUUAUUAGGUUUUAAUUUUAGGUUUUGAAAGUUAUGCAAUUCUUUUUUAGUAGUUGAAGACAAUUAUUGAGUUUUCUCAGCAGCAUUAUUAAUGAGUGUUUGCGGAUUAUCUUAUUUUAGUCAGACUUGAAUUGUGUAUUAUGUACAACUGUAUUAUUUUAGAAGUUUUAAGUUUAUAGUUUAGUUUGUUGGUUUUUAUCCUGGUUAUUUGUAUCUUGUGUGGUUUUGCAGGGUUUUGCCAAAGUUUACACCUGACUACCUGUACUAAUUGAGCACAAUAGCAUUGCAUAAUACACAAUAUUAUGCAUACAUUCAUUUCUGGGUGUAUAUGUGUACAGCUAACAAGCUGUGGUGGGUGGGGGUGCAUAUUAAAAAAGAUAAGCACAUUUUUAAAGUGAUGUUGUAUAUUAAGUUAGUAUUAAGUAUUAUAUUUGAAAAUAUAAAAUGUAGUAUCUCUAAUGCACUGUAAAAUUCAGUAAGAUAAAAUCAUUCUAAUAAGUGAAAAAAACAAAGUACCUUUAAGAAACAAAAUUUGCCCUUAAGUAUUUUAUAGUAGGAUUAACAAAAACAAUUCAACCAUAGUGAAUUAUCUUUUCAUGAGAAAAAGCACUUGU